Molecule: messenger RNA, 1254 nt
Organism: Musa acuminata AAA Group (dessert banana)
Lineage: Eukaryota; Viridiplantae; Streptophyta; Magnoliopsida; Zingiberales; Musaceae
Exons: 8
Coding region: 101-937 (278 amino acids)
Molecular function (GO): RNA binding
Source: RefSeq, a predicted model, not a curated record
CCUGAGAAUCAUCCUUCGCCGUCGUCUCGACUCAAAACCCUAACCCUAUCGGUCUGUUUGGCAUCGCUUCCCUUCGUCGCGGAGGAGCGGCUCAUCAACCAUGGAUAGGUACCAGAAGGUGGAGAAGCCACGGCCGGAAUCGGUCAUCAAAGAGAACGAGAUCCGAAUCACCAGCCAGGGCGUCGUCCGCAACUAUGUCAGCUACGCGACUAGCCUCCUCCAGGAAACACGUGUUAGAGAGAUUGUCUUAAAGGCAAUGGGACAGGCAAUCAGCAAAGCAGUGGCGAUUGCUGAGAUUAUAAAGAAAAGAAAUCCUGGAUUAUAUCAAGACACCACAAUCAGUUCAGUCAGUAUAACUGAUGUGUGGGAACCUAUUGAAGAGGGUCUUGUACCUUUGGAGACAACACGUCAUGUUUCAAUGAUUUCAAUAUCUUUGUCAACCAGAGAGCUCAACAAGAACUCCCCUGGGUAUCAAGCACCCUUAGAGCAGCCAAGACGUCAACAAAGAUAUCAACAACCGCAACAGUUUCAACAGCAACAGCAGUUUCAACCAAAACAACCACAAGAUCAAUUUAAUGAAGAUUCAUAUGUACGAGGACGUGGUAGAGGUAGAGGAAGAGGAAGAGGGAGGGGUUGGGGAAGAGGUUAUGGUGGGUAUGGUGGAUAUGACAACAACCAGGGUGGAUAUGGCAACUAUCAAGGAGGAUAUGGUGGCUAUGGCUACAAUCAAGGUGGAUAUGGUGGAUACAACCAUGAUCAAGAAAAUGGUGGAUGGAACUCAAAUUGGGGUCGUGGUGGUGGACGUGGUAGAGGUGGCUGGAAUUAUAGUGGCGGAGGAUACGGAGGAGGAAGGGGUGGUGGUGGAAGGGUUGGUGGAAGAGGCUAUAGCCGUGGACGAGGAAGGAUGGGUGGCCGUGCCAGAGGGAACCAGUUCUAAUGUCCUGAUGUUGGGCUUGGGAUAGUUGUGCAUGCUUGUUUACGUUAGGGCAAAAAAGGUUAUUUAAGUACUUAUUUAGGGCAUCAACUGUGAGUUAUGAUUGUGCAAGACCAAGCUUUGAUGGUAAGAGAAGUGGUUGUGCUUUCUCAGUUACACGGUUAUGUUGGCUGCCCAAGCUAGAAUUUUGUUUUCCAGGAUUGUGAUCAGCAGAGUGCUGCAAUCUGCUCCAUCUUUCUUUGUUCAUAUCAAAUAUUAAUCCAUACUAGUGUAUCUGAAAUUCUAUUACUUGUAGCAUUGAGUAUCUGCUUUGCUUUCUA